AUGAAAAAGAGGUUGUUCAAGUCGGCUUCUUCUGUACAGACUGACAGGCCCAAUAACAUUGCGCCUGUCAACAGGGACCACGACGGCGGAAACGAGGUUAUCAGAGUCUGUUCUGCGCAUGCGUACGGCGUCGUCAACAAGUACCUCAGCGCAUGCGCAACAAAACUUCAAUCACGAACGAACGCUCGAAUGAGAGUCGUCCCCCUGAUCUUUCGACGCUCUGCUGCAGGUGGAGCCUUUUUCCUGACGGCCUCCAAAGCACCUGUGAAGAGAAUUCGGGCCGACGAUCUCCUCGUCCAACAAGGCAUCGCAGAGACGCGGAGCCAAGCUGCUUCGCUCAUUCUCCUCGGACAUGUUGCGGUUGCCACGGGUGGGAAAAGGGGAAGGAGCAGAGACGGGAAAACCCGUGCUAAAGAGGACCCGACAAAUCUCUCGCCUCUACCUGUCGAGGAGCCAGGACGCGACGAACGCGGCAAAGACCGUCACGGCCCUGAGCCUCUUGUGUGCCAUGGAGAAGAAGGAGCGCAGUUGCAGGCGGCGAUUCUGCUGUUGCGACACUCGCCGAGGGAGCAUCCAACGUUUGUGACCCAUCACGAGCGGCUACAAGCCUGGCAUCGCGUUCUCUCUAGUGGACACUACCGACUUCUAACUAAGGCCGGAGAGCCUCUCCGACUGGAUGCAGCGGAGACGCCGUCCCUGCUGCUGCGCCCUCAGCCCCGUUUCGUGAACCGAGCCGGGGAAAAACUCGAGGCUUUCCUUUCCAGCGUUUCCGCCCGUUCUGUGUCUCUGGAGAGCCCGUUCCCUCCACCGCCGUCCUCUGCUUCCUGGUUUUCCUCGCCGCAUGCGCGCGCGCCGUCGGCUGUCGCGCCUUCGGUCGAUGAUGCAAAGACUUCCCGGUGCCUCCCCGGGGUGGGGAGACGCUUGGCACACGAAGCAUGUGGGGCCGAGAGCGCGGCGAAGGACUCGAUGAAGGAAACAACGGCCGCGGGUAACAGUUCAGAGACUGACAGGGACAGGAACAAGCAAGAACGAAGGGAGGAGAGAAAUCCGACUCCCGACCCACGCUCGGCACGAGGUCGCGACCGAGAUCUCCCAAUUUGUCAGUGGGAGGAAGAACGCGACGGCGAAAACGAAGACGCCAGCAGGGACCAAACGGUUUCACAAGUGAUUCAUGGUUUCUCCGGAGAAGGAACGCCAGAGAAGAAAUCGGACAUCUUCUCUCUUGAAGGAAAAACAGUCCUCGAUGUAGGAUCAUCUACAGGCGGCUUCACAGACUGCUGUCUUCAACGAGGAGCCGGCAGCGUGGUGUGCGUCGACGUCGGGAGGGGCGAGUUGCAUGUGAAGCUUCGAUCAGAUCCCCGAGUGGUGGUUCGCGAAGGGGUCAACGCUCGGUAUCUUACAGCUGAGGACGUCGGGCACGAAGCAUUCGACUGCGUGCUUGUCGACCUUUCGUUCAUUUCCUUGAAAAAAGUCCUGGAGAGAGUCUGGAGCUUCGUUAAACAGGAGGGACUCCUCAUUCUUCUCGUGAAGCCUCAGUUCGAGGUCACUUUGGCCGAGGCAACGCGGUUCAAGGGGGUGAUUAAGGAUCCAGAAAUCCGCUCUCGCGUCAUUUCGGAGAUUCGUUCUGUCUCUUUGUCGCUUGCCGGCUGUGAAGAGCUGGCCUCGCAGCCUUCAGCUGUGCGCGGCAAACGCGGAAACAUCGAGCACUUUCUUGCCUUUCGCAAGGUAGCUCCACAUCACGUGGGGGAUGUAGACAGGUCGUGCGUCACAUUUUCCAGCGAUCCUCAUUCGCAGCAUAACGUUGCGAGAGAAUCCAAGUGCGGCACCCGUUUGUGA
Messenger RNA from Neospora caninum, 1836 nucleotides. RefSeq lists its product as hypothetical. Lineage: Eukaryota; Apicomplexa; Conoidasida; Eucoccidiorida; Sarcocystidae. The coding region runs from base 1 to 1836 and encodes 611 amino acids. The transcript is spliced from 7 exons. Gene Ontology annotation, molecular function: RNA binding; methyltransferase activity. The record is from RefSeq and is a predicted model, not a curated record. Gene Ontology annotation, biological process: methylation.